AUGGAAGAUUUCGUUUCUCCAACUCAUUCUAUCUAAAUGCAUGACAAAUUUGUCACCAGAUUAGAAAAGCUCCAGAAGCUUUUUGAUACCAGUGUGCAAAGAAAUGAUAAAUAACAUAUCAUUAUAUAAUAAUUGAACAUUACAGUGCAGGAUUGGGCUGAUAUUUAGUCAUCCUACAAAGAAUUAGAGAAGGCACACAACGAGUUCAAUAUUACCAACAUUGGAAAAUAAAAAAAGAUGGAUUAAACCGAAUUAGAUUUGCUAAGGACUAUUGUUGGAUUGUAUUGUAAUGUUCAUAAUCUUCAGCCUCUUUCAAUGGUAUUCAGUAAAUGUAAUAUUUAGAAUGUUUAUGAUUGGGACUAAGUAGGGCAGAUACUAUUCAAUAGACAUUGGAAGGUUUGCAGAAGUAAAUGGAUCGAGAGUCAGGCUACUUCAAUAGUAGAUCAUCCUUGGACUCGAGAAGAGGAUUCAGUUUUGAGUCAACUCCACAAUAAGUACACAGAACAGAAUAGAUGCAAUAAAUGGAGUUUGAUAGCCAUGGAAAUGAGCAAGAUAUGCAAGUCAUCCCAUGUGAGAUUGGGUAAAUAGUGUCGAGAAAGAUGGAUAAAUAAAUUAAAUCCAUAAGUGGAGAGGUAUAAUUAUUUUUAAUGUUUUUCUAGGGGUCCAUGGUACAAAGAGGAUGAAAUUAAAUUGUUGGUUGCUGUUCUACAUUAUGGAAAGAGAUGGUCUUAAAUUUCAAGAAUAGAUUUUGAUAAUCUGAGAACUGAGAAUUGCUUGAAAAAUAGAUUUCAUACAAUUAUUAAAAGAGAAUCUACUAGAUUUGAAUAGAAGUCAACGCAAUCAAAGAAUUAAAUUUAUCCAAAGUUAAACCUUGAAGAGGAACAACGAUUAAUAGAACAAAUAAUUCAAGAGUUGAGAGAAGAAUCCUUACUAUAACAGCAGUCUGUUUAAAGUGAUAAACUUGAAUAAAAGUUUAAACUUACAUAGACAGACUAGCUUCUCGAUUUACUCAACAGUAACUGCUAUAUUGCUAUAAUUAAGAAGCAGAAACUCAAUGUAUUAUGUUGA
This is a messenger RNA of Paramecium octaurelia, 1068 nucleotides long. The record is from the annotation of a GenBank genome assembly. NCBI's taxonomy places the organism in Eukaryota, Ciliophora, Oligohymenophorea, Peniculida, Parameciidae.